AUGCAGCUUCUCGGCCUCUCAGAAGAACUAGCAGGACUCACAUCAACGAUAAACGUAUCACUCUACAACAUCGUCCCUGAACAAAGUCAACAUCAUAUACUCAGACAUUGCAUCUGUCCCUCUACUACCGCCAUUCUCAAACUCCACGUCAACUUCUCCGACUAUUUCAAAAUGCCUACCCGUCAAUCCCUCAUCGCUUCUCGGGCUACCAGCAACAACAGCAAACGUGCCGCCCGCACCAAUGCUCCUAUCAAGGAACCCGCCCCUGCUCCCCUACCUAUCGUCCAAAAAGUCAAAAGCGGCCGCCGCAUGAGGCAAAUCUUCAAAGGCCUAACCAUGACAUCUGUCGGCACUUACCCCGGCUCUAACAAAGUCCUCACCGGGGACGACGUUAGGAAUUUCGUCACGGCUCAUGGUGGGAUUUACGAGAGAGAAGUUACGGCUGAAACCACGCAUCUGAUUUGCUCGAUUGAGGAGUACAAGAAGAGACCUAAGCAUGUCUGUGACGCCUGGCAACUCGGCACCGAGCGGUGCAAGAUUGUCGUAUUCGACUGGCUCGAGGACUGCCUUGUCCGCAAGCAGAAACUACUCCUGAGCACCCGGCCCUACACGCUGGACCGCACCAUCAUGCAGCUCAGGAAGCGCAACGCCAAGGACAUGACAGAGUACCGCAAAAAGUUCGAGGAUGGGGUCAAAGUUUCCAAGGAGUUGUGUGACAACCGGCUCUACCAUGUCUACUACGACGCCGACGCGUUCGAGUACAAGGUCAUGCUUUCGCGUUUUCGCCUGGAUGGCAGUACGAUGAUCGAGAAAUACACACUCUUUCUCUUCGAAUCUCACGCCAAAGCGCCCCCGCUCUACAUGUUCGGCGCCAAAUUCUCGCGCACCCACCGCCCGACCUCCUACUACCGCGAGGACUGCCACCCGAUGGUCUUCUCCACGGCCUUCAAUUGCUUCAAGAAGUUCUUCCGGGAGAAGUCCGGCGUGGACUGGGAUCUCCGCCUCGAGCGCCUGAGCCCCAAGACGGACGCUCACGGCAACGAGAAGGUCUUCUUCAAGUACAGCCCGCCCGCGGGCGGGAGACCGGUGGGCCUGCUGCCGCCGGGAUACGUGCGACCAGAUGAUCGUCCGCUGGCGCAGCCGGUGGAUGCAAAAGCUGCAGAUAUCAUCGAAGUCUACGACACGGACAGCGAGGCUGAUUCCGACAACGACGGCGACGGCGACGAGUCCGGAUCGGCUUCUAGUCAGACCCCCACGCAAACUUCCGCCUCCUCUUCUGACCACACCGAUGAAUCCGGUUCGAUCAGCAGCAGCAGCAGCAGCAACACCGCUCGCCCUGACAAUUACAAUUACGAUCAAAAUCGCAAUCCCAAUACCGACAACAAUGCCGGCAACGAUAAGGGCUCCAUCAUCUCCAUCUCCUCCGACACCAGCUCAGGCGAAGGCUCAGCGAGUAGUGAAAAUGGCAUCGCUUCGACUUUUGGCUCUGGGAACAGUGGGUCGGACAACAUGUCCUCGAGCGAGCUGGGUGAGGGCGAGCAGAGAGCAAAGGAGCAGGGCGUGAGCUAUGGCCAGGCGCUCGCUGCCAAACCGGUGUCGAUCAGCAGCGAUGAGGAGAUGAUGCAGAAUCCUAUGUAUUGGCAGUAG
Messenger RNA from Drepanopeziza brunnea f. sp. 'multigermtubi' MB_m1, 1647 nucleotides. RefSeq lists its product as uncharacterized. The record is from RefSeq and is a predicted model, not a curated record. NCBI's taxonomy places the organism in Eukaryota, Fungi, Ascomycota, Leotiomycetes, Helotiales, Drepanopezizaceae.